This is a messenger RNA of Mercurialis annua (annual mercury), 3121 nucleotides long. Its product is annotated as putative disease resistance protein RGA3. The record is from RefSeq and is a predicted model, not a curated record. The transcript has 4 exons. Gene Ontology annotation, biological process: defense response to other organism. Gene Ontology annotation, molecular function: protein binding; ADP binding. Lineage: Eukaryota; Viridiplantae; Streptophyta; Magnoliopsida; Malpighiales; Euphorbiaceae. Bases 58 to 2421 code for a protein of 787 amino acids.
UUCUACUUCCCUCCGUUUUUAUCAAUCAUCUUCAAUUUCUAUUCUUUUUCUUUGAAUAUGGCCGAUUUUCUUGUUUCCAAAGCAUUAGAUCUGCUGACAUCGGUCAUUGUUGGCCAGAUAGAGCAAAAUGUUAAGCUUGUUUCCGGUGUCAAGAAUGAGGUCAAAAUGCUUACUAGCAAUCUCCAAUCCAUCCAAGCUGUGCUCAUUGAUGCAGAGAAAAGGCAAUUGAAGGAGGAAACUGUUAAGCUUUGGCUCCGCAAGCUAAAAAACAUAACAUAUGACAUCGAUGAUGUGUUGGACGAGUGGAGCAUUGAAAUUCUGAAAUCAAAACUCGAGGGAGAUGAACAUGAAAACACUUCCAGGCCUAAAAGGAUUAAGGUAUGGUCUUUCGUCUUAUCCUUCUGCUUUUGUUUUCGUGAAGUUGGUUUUCGUCGUGAUAUUGCUGUCAAGAUAAGAGAGCUAAAUGAAAGUCUAGAUGUGAUUGCCAAAGAGAAAGAAAGAUAUAGUUUUUCACUGAUAAAAGGCCAUGAAAAUAUCGAACGAGCAAUGACUACCUCUGUUAUCAAUAUAGCAGAGGUAAAAGGUAGACAGCAUGACAAAGUUGCAGUGAUAGACUUGUUGUUGGCUGAGAGUGAUCAAAACCCUCAUGUCAUCUCCAUAGUAGGGAUGGGAGGGGUUGGCAAAACUACUUUUGCCAAACUAGUCUACAAUGAAGAAAUGAUAAAAGCUCAUUUUGAUGUGCAAAUAUGGGUUUGUGUCUCUGAUCCCUUUGAUGAGGUUAGGAUUGCUAAGGCAAUCCUUGAAUCUCUUACAAAAUCUACCUCAAAUCUUGUUGAAUUGCAAAAUAUUGUACAACAAAUUCAACAAUGUAUUUUAGGAAGAAAGUUUUUACUCGUUCUGGAUGAUGUGUGGAACGAAGAUUAUAGAAAGUGGGAAGAACUAAAACAUUCUUUUGAGUGUGGUGCACUAGGAAGUAAAAUUUUGGUCACCACGCGCAAGGAGGACGUUGCAAAAACUAUGGAUAGUGUAAAUAUAAUCCAACUUGGACUUUUGUCCGAUAAGGAAUGUUGGGAGAUUUUUACUAGCAUAGCAUUCUUCCAAAGGUCUAGAAAUGAGUGCAUAGUUUUAGAAGAAAUUGGGAGAAAAACUGUGAGUAGGUGUAAGGGUUUGCCUCUUGCUGUAAAGACGAUAGCAAGUCUUUUGCGCUUUAAAAAGUCUGUAAGAGAAUGGGAAGAUGUGUUAGAUAGCGAAUCAUGGAAACUGAAGGAAGUUGAAGAGUGUGUCCUAGCCCCAUUGUGGUUAAGUUAUAUCGACUUGCCCUCGCCAUUAAAACAAUGUUUCUCUCAUUGUGUCAUCUUUCCAAAGGACUACGAGAUGAGUAAAAGUGAACUAAUUGCUUUAUGGAUUGGUCAAGGUUAUAUUAGGGCAGCAAAUGAAAAGAAUUUGGAGAUGAUUGGUGAAGAGUAUUUCCAUAAUUUAGUUAUGCGCUCUUUCUUCCAAGAUAUUAUAGAAAUUGGGGAGAACGAAUAUUUGAGUGAUAGAAUUUACUGCAAGAUGCAUGAUUUAGUGCAUGAUUUUGCACAAUCUCUCAUGAAAAAUGAAUAUUGCAGCAUAGAGUUAAAUAGUCAUGAAGAAACUAGAACAAGUUGCAAUCCUAUGGAAAUACGUCAUGUAGGUAUUACACUUGGCGAACAAGUCCCUUUUCCUAUCUCCCUUUAUACUUUUAAAAGAUUACACAGUCUUAAAAUUUCAUCGGAAAGAAUCUCAUCUUUUGGAGUUGUUCUGAGUAUUUUAUUUAAUGAAUUGUCUUGUUUGAGAUCAUUAAGCUUAAGAAAUUGUGGCAUUGAAGAAAUCCCAUCUAACAUAAGUAACUUGAUUCAUUUGAGACAACUUGACUUGUCUUGUAAUGAUUUUCAAAAGUUGCCUGAAACAAUAUGUAAAUUAUAUAAUUUACAGAUUUUGAAUGUGGAGAGAUGUAGGCUUCUGAAAUCAUUACCUAAAAGGAUAGGAAAACUAAUUAGUUUGAUCAAUGUAAAUAACUUGGGGACACAUGCUUUCAUGCCAAAAAUAAUAGGGACAUUAAGUUGUUUACAGAGUUUAUGCUUGAUUAAUAUUGGCUACAAUGAAAGUGAAGAAGCAGCAUUGUCUCUUAGAGAUAUAAAAAAUCUAAAUCAGCUUGGUGGAUUCUUAUUCAUAAGAUGGACGAGACAACAUAUGCCAGAUGUGGAUGUGGAAGACGCUAAGGGAGCGCAGUUAAACGAUAAAAAGCAUCUCAUUGAAUUGUUUCUAGGUUUUAGAGAUGAAGUUGUAGAGUGGAGGAAAACACAAGAUGAAGAAUUGUUAGAAGCUUUAGCGCCAUCUCCGGCAAGUUUGGAAUAUUUACUUAUAUGGCAUUACCAAGGAACCAAUAAAAUGUGGUAAUGGUCCAAGCUGGAUGAAGUCACUGAUUUGUCUUAAAAGACUUAGUCUUCAUGGAUGGAAGAAUUGUGAGCAAUUGCCAUCGCUGGGAAAAUUACCUUCACUUGAAUAUCUUAGUAUCCGUAAGUUUAAAAGUUUGAAAAAAAUAGGAGCUGAAUUUCUUGGGAUGGAUCAUCACGAGGUUUCUGGUAAUGUUGCAUUAUUUCCCAAAUUGACAAAAUUACAUUUUUCUUCAAUGAAAGAAUUGGAAGAGUGGGUUUAUGAAGAUAUCAUUGCUGAUGAAAGGGUGAAGAAAAACGACCGCGGUAAUGGAAUGGAAAUAAUGCCAUGUCUACGAUCUUUAGAGCUUUAUUCAUGCCCAAAACUGAAGGUGUUGCCAUCUUUUAUCCUCCAAAAUACUUCACUCAAAAUUGAAGGCCAGCAAUGGGAGUAUUGCUGAUGAACAAUGGAAAAUUCUGAGACAACAUAUUUAACUUGCGAAGUUUGGAAAGAUAGCGAAAGAGUUACCAUCUGCAUCGACUGUCAUUGCAUAUUCUUUCCUGAAACAAUUCUCAGAAAAAUUCAUAUGCGCCUGGCUAAUUAAAAUAUAUUUUACUAUAUAUACAUGGAUUAACGUUUGAUCCAUCAAUGGAUUGACUAUAGUUGAUGCUUGUGUGAUCAGAAGUGGUAUUCGUUCUCCAUAAACUAAUUUACAGACUCUUUC